Molecule: messenger RNA, 972 nt
Organism: Selaginella moellendorffii
Lineage: Eukaryota; Viridiplantae; Streptophyta; Lycopodiopsida; Selaginellales; Selaginellaceae
Product: nudix hydrolase 9
Exons: 9
Coding region: 93-932 (279 amino acids)
Molecular function (GO): GDP-mannose hydrolase activity
Source: RefSeq, a predicted model, not a curated record
ACUGUGAUGUUCUAUAUUUGCACAGGACAGCGCAAGGCAUCUCGUGCGAUGCUAGAGAGACAAGAAAUGGGCAAUUUAGGGUUCUUCAUUCCAUGGGCAAGGCAUACCAAGUGCUACUCCAGUGGCCAUCACCGCUACGCCGCUCUCAGCUUUGCGUGGAUUUCUCGCCGCUCUACGAUCGAGAGCCACAUCCAGAUGCUAGCUUGGAAGCCAGCAUUGACGACAUAUGGGAUCAACGUCGCUCUGCGAAUCCAUCUCUCUUCAAUGCCACCAAAUUCAGAUAUGGCGGCUAUGAUCUAUCCCCCGAUUGUCAACAAAUAUGCCUUCGUCUCGGCCUGACAGACUACAAAACUUUUGUUGGGACGAACUUGUCACCGAAGUGGGAGAAUUUCUUGUCGCCAAGUACUGAUGAUGUUCUUCGAUGCAAGCGCACGUCCAGCCCCCUGGGAAAUGGUGCAAUUGUGGAAACACUAGACUCUCUGAUCAUUCUACUGCAGCGCAGCUCAAACGUAGGCGAAUAUCCUGGGCAUUUGGUCUUUCCUGGUGGCCAUUCAGAGCCUUCAGAGAUUGGUAUCCUUGGCCACUCGGAUCACAGCGAAAAACUGAACAACAAGAUCGCAGAUGAGAUGUUUGAGGGUAUUGUCCGUGAAGUUUGUGAAGAGACUGGGAUUCCUGCGUCGUCCCUGAGCGAGGCGGAGCUGAUUGGCAUCUCUCGCAGGAGCGUGAAUGUUCGUCCCACCGCAUUCUUCUUCAUGAAGUGCCGAUUGACUUCAAGCGUAAUUUCAGAACACUACACCCGCGCAGCAGAUUCUUUUGAGUCAACAAAGCUUUGCUUCGUGAACAGAGAAGAACUUAUCGACAAAUCAAAUGAAAUGCCUGGCUGUCAUGAAGGUGGCGCAGCCAUAUUUACAAAGAUUGAUAAUAUGGUUUAGCACAAAUCAUUUAAUAUUCAUCUCAUAAUAAUUUGAAUAU